AUGGCAACAAUCAUCGGAGUGUUUCUGUUAUGGUUCAUGGCUGACCGAGUCAAUGCCGAUAACGUUCUUCACCGUCAAGAUUUUAUAAACUGUUCUAGUCGAACUCGGCUGAAACCAUGGAUAUUGCUAGAAUCCAUAAUGAAAAAUUAUUCCAGGAGUCAAUCGCCUGAGCCUCGCCCAGUACCAGUCUCUGUUGAGGUCACCAUUCAAGAUAUCAACGAGCUGUCCGUCCUCAGCAGUAGCUUUACAACGGAUAUUUGGUUCAGUGCAUUAUGGCACGAUCCGAGACUUGCAUUUGCACAUCUUGACUCGUGUAGAACAAAUCUCUCUUUUGAUGAUACCUUUGAGAAGCUACUAUGGUCGCCAAAUGUGUGUCUAGUGAACACAAAGUCUACCAAAGUUCACAUGUCCCCGAAAGCUAACGUUCUUCUUAUGCUUCUACCAAACGGCACCGUAUGGCUUAACUAUCGGGUUCGUGUACAAGCACCAUGUGGUAUGGACUUGACAGAUUUUCCAAUGGAUGUUCAGAAAUGUUAUUUGGUUUUCGAGAGUUACUCGUACAAUACGGCAACUGUGAGCAUUGACUGGAUGAGUGAAGCGGUCACAUUUGCCGCCGAACAUUUUCAUCUGCCAGAUUUUCGACUUUCUAACACCCGAAUCUACAGACACACUGAGUACUAUAAAGCGGGCGAAUGGUACCGACUUACUGUGGAAUUGGAAUUUCAUCGACUCUACGGGUUUUAUGUGUUGCAGAUGUAUUUACCAACAUAUAUCAGUGUUUUCAUCUCAUGGAUUUCGUUUUGUAUCGAUACAAAAGGUCUUCCAGCCAGAAUUAUUCUCGGUGUUAACGCUCUCAUGGCACUGACAUUUCAGUUCGGUAAUAUUAUUCGUUCUUUGCCACCUGUAUCGUAUGUCAAGGCUAUCGAUAUCUGGAUGAUCACCUGUGUCGCAUUCAUUUUUGCUUCACUUCUCGAACUGGCUUUUAUCGCCUAUCGAGAUAAAAGGAUUAUGCUGAAGACGUCGCGUGUGAAAUUGACCGUAGCUACACUAAUUGAUCUCCUCAAAGGCUAUGUGGAUCCAUUGUGUGAGGAAGACAGUGACGACGAAACUACUGCUGAAGUGGUGACUGUAGAGGAUGCUCGCGAACGGUCCAGAUAUCGCUAUAAGCAAACGAUUGAAGAGCACGAAAAGGCGAAGCUGUUCGAUUUUGGAAGUCGUGUCGAUAGAAUCUCUUUUGUCGUUUUUCCAUUAGUGAGUUUUCUCGUGUUUAUAUGA
Messenger RNA from Anisakis simplex (herring worm), 1275 nucleotides. The record is from the annotation of a GenBank genome assembly. NCBI's taxonomy places the organism in Eukaryota, Metazoa, Nematoda, Chromadorea, Rhabditida, Anisakidae.